Molecule: messenger RNA, 486 nt
Organism: Procambarus clarkii (red swamp crayfish)
Lineage: Eukaryota; Metazoa; Arthropoda; Malacostraca; Decapoda; Cambaridae
Source: RefSeq, a predicted model, not a curated record
AUGCUUGGCUACAUCAGUUGUAUACCACAUAACAUGUACCUAUGGACUCGUAGAGUGUUCGAAUGGGAUGAGGACCAGUUCAGCCCGUACGCAACCGUGAGCAUGGUCACUGAAGUGUUGGUACUGCUGAUAGCUACGCCAAUUUUUCACAGACUCACUAUUCAUGAUUGUGUAAUUGGUGCAGGAUCAGUUCUUCUGAUUUUCUUCAAAGACUUAAGCUUUGGACUGGUUACUGCCACUAGCCAGUGGUGGGUUCCGUUAGUGUUUAUUCUUGUGCCAACCACACUUCCCUCAAUAUCUAUCAGGAUUCAGAUAACUAAGCUAUGUGAUGGAGAAGAGGUGGGAAGAUACUUAUCACUACUGGCCAUCCUGGAGGUGUUGUGGAUCUUGGUGGACAGCGCCAUCUUCACCGCUGUCUACGCUUCCACUCUGGCGUUCUACCCUUCCUGCGAGCACAUUGUCUCCGCCGCCUUCGCUGAUGUCUGA